AUGGCUGUGUGGGCUGUGUACUCUGGGUCCCUCCUGUUUGGGAUGAAACCUGAUCUGAGGGCGAUGGAGCAAAAACUCCAGCGAGCCGCGAGGUGCUGUAGGACACAUUAGACUGUCGUCAUCAUCAUGUGCUGCUGCUUUUUUGUGAUCUGAUUUCAUCCUGCAUGCCACUGGCCAAGGAGCAACUCUGUGCAACAGGACAGAGAAUGUCACAGUUUAUCUUUACAAAGCAACUCAGGGCCAUUUACUGUGAUUUGUAGUUUGUGUGGUAUCUGGGUAUGUUAGGAUUUAAUUAAAAAAGCUAUCUUCGAGUAUUGCUGAGCACACCACAUUAGAAUAUUUCCUAGAAUAUAUAGUUUCCUUCGAAGGUCUCAUAUGCCAUGAGUCCAGACGAGAGUCAGGAUGCCGUAAAAGACUAAAACUGUGCCAUUAUUCAUUCACAUUUCAUUGACAUUUUAAAUGCAAUAGUCAGCUAGCUAUUUGGGACUGUCUUUGUACUUUUUUGCCCUGGAGCACUUUGCUUCAGCAUUUCUUUAAGCAGCUUUCUCUGUAGUUUAGUUACAUUUAAGGCCUACUGUACGUCAUAAUGUUUAUAAACAGGUCUAUUUUAAUCAUUUGUAGAAAAUCUUGAGUUAGGCUAUAGGCUACUGCUGAUUUGGGGGGGAAUAUGAUGGUGUGUAGAGGGGCUAUUUGAGGGAUUAAAGAAGAACUUACUUUUCCAACCCAUUUUCAUAGCCCAUCAUGUCUCAACUUAUCGAACGGCACUCUUUUCUUUGACAUUGUUGUGCUCCUCUUUUGCCCUAUGAAUAAUGUUGCAGCUAUUGCUUUGGGGCUUUUGUAAUAGUUUCCCCAAUCAAUUAUUCACUUAAAAUCUGGUGAACAAGGCAUGCUUUUUUAUUUCUGGCCAUCAUGCAGGGAUGUGAUGAAAUAUUCUAUUAGUGUGCAGGCGUUACAUCAUGUCCCUGCCAUGGUCCUUUUUGUAGUUUUUUUCUUGUCGGUAGGUUUAUGGUGAUGGGAAAUGGGAAGUCGGUUGAUGGUAGCCUAUGGAAUAAUCACUGGUAAAAGAUUGAUGGUAAAAUACUUGCUCUAGUAUACAAACACUGAUUAUUCCAACCACAAUUACAUAAUUUUUUAUGUUGUAGUAUUUAUUUAAAGGAACACCGUUGCAAGGGUUCACACUGAGAUGACUGAGAAUGGGGCCUUGUGAGAACCUAUUGAAUGUGUGUCGAUCAGAAGCUGUCCCUCUCUUUCAGGAGGAGAGACUUCAGCAUGCAAACCUUCAUCUGUCCGGCUUGCCCCCUCGUUUUCGUUCCACGCUGCUGGGCUUCAGAUGGCUGCUCCCAUGCCCCAUUCGCACCAGCAGUACAGUGAGCGGCACCAGCAGACCACUGACCCGUCUGUGCCGGCUCUGCCCUACAGCGAGCAGGCGCAGCAGUCUAUCGCCAGCCAGGUACGCUAGCUACAGCUAGACACAAACACAUGCUCAUUCACACACAUAAGCAUGCAGUAAUACUCACACACAUUGACAUAAAUACACACACACAAACCAAAAACAUUACGCAUAGCCUAUACCAAAACAUCCCCACACAUACUCGCACACAGUGGUGCUAACCCCAAGCCCUGUGGCCUGUGCCUGCCUUACACGACACCGCUUGCGGUCUGCCUUUCUGUUCCUGGUAGAGGGCACUUCUCAAAAUGUAUUCCGACCCUGCGUGAGCGCAGGGGUUAUUCUUACUGUACAGGGAACAUCACGACCUGCGUGUCCAGGACAGUGGACUAAUAAUAAAGAGUGUGAUUUUCCACUUGAUUUUAUUACUGACGACAGUUACCAAAAUAAGCUGCGGAGUGCUGUCAAACACGCCCAUGACCUCUGUACAGUGGCUGCUGGCCACGUGUGUGGGUCUCUGAUAUCAGGCCCUCAUCAAAGCUCAAAUUUAGGUCCACACGACUGAGUUCCCUACAUGAUAGUUUUGUCCUACUGUAUAUUGCCCCCCGUGUCAAUCCUCCCACUUGAGUAUGGUGAAGAAAUGACAUCAUGAAUAGCAACAUUUGCCACAUAAAAACAGAUGCACUUGAUGGUAGCUGAAGACGGGUGAUCUAAUGAAUCGUUUUGAUGAGAUAGAAAAGGUGAGUGUGUCUGUUUGUUUCUGAAAAGGUGAUGUUCUCUGUGUUUGGUGCGUCUGUUUUAAGGUGACCCCUGAUGUUGUCAUGUUACAGAGGCGCAUGCCCCAGUGCUUUCGCGACCCGUCCUCGGCUCCCCUGAGGAAGCUCUCUAUUGACCUGAUCAAAACCUACAAAUGUAUCAACGAGGUAAGUUCCACCACUCUCCCUCCGCCACACACUGCACCUGUACCUGGAACUCUGAUCGCUCAAGGCCAGGGGGCAUGCGCGCACACACAAAAGGAUGGAUCACUACUCAGAAAUGUUGUGAUUCAUAAAAUUCAAAUUUUUGUGGGCAACACAACUGGCAGGCCUGAAGAGGGUAGAAUCAGGCCUGCACUGAGCCACUUAAAUAUUUGAAUGGAAUAGUUACAAGAUCCCAUGCAAUCUCAACUUAUACUGCACAGUGGUGGUCAGGGCCUACCUUUUAGCAACCACCUUCCAGGCUCAGUGUGCCACCUACCUGAUGGGUAAUCUGGUAGCAACACCUUUUGUCGGCAGGUAUACUAUGCAAAAAAGAAGCGGAGACACCAACAGGGCCAGGGCGACGACUCCAGUCACAAAAAGGAGAGGAAGGUCUUCAACGAUGGCUACGAUGACGACAACUACGACUACAUCGUCAAGAAUGGGGAGAAAUGGAUGGACCGCUACGAGAUCGACUCCUUGAUAGGCAAAGGCUCAUUUGGACAGGUGAGUCACAUGAUGAAAUGUAUUGUCAACCACCAGUGGAGCAGUUACCAUUUUGCAGAAGCUCACCUGGUAUUGUUUCACCCACCACCACACCAGGUCUUUAAUGGUCAUUAAGAUUGACAUAUUUUUACAUUUCAGUCAUUUAGCAGAUGCUCUUAUCCAGAGCAACUUACAGUUUAGUGAGUGCAUACAUUUUUCAUACUGGCCCCCGUGGGAAUCGAACCCACAACCCUGGCGUUGCAAGCGCCAUGCUCUACCAACUGAGCUACAGGAGGCCUGUAAUUUGUCACAUGCUUCGUGAACAACCGGUGUACACUAACAGUGUAAUCCUUAAUCAUAUGUUUGAUUUAAAAAAUGAUACGUGAGUGUUUAACCAUAGGCUCACACAGUGUGGAGGUAUCUGCUGAGUUAGCAGAAGUGUGUGUGUGUGACUGAAGAGGCUUUGAUAAAUCAGAACCCCAUCCCCCUUGUUCAGUGCACGCGUUUCCGUCCGGCUCAUUGUGUUUACGAUGAUUUGUGUUUGGCUUCCCUCUAUCUCCAGGUUGUAAAAGCGUAUGACCGUGUUGAGCAGGAGUGGGUGGCAAUUAAGAUCAUCAAGAACAAGAAGGCUUUUCUAAAUCAAGCCCAGAUUGAAGUGCGGCUCCUCGAGCUCAUGAACAAACAUGACACGGAGAUGAAGUACUACAUAGGUAAGGCCGGAUUCCCCUUCUUUCUAUACACCUUUCUCUCUCGCUCUUCUCACUUUCAUGCAUUAUUUAUCUCCAGCUAAGAAAUCAUAUUCAUUAGGUGGUCUCUAUAAGCAGGGCUCUAUUCUAUCUACUUUUGAAGCACAUGUUGUGCCCUAGAAACUAAUAUGUAACACUGUAAACACAUUUGUUUAUUAUAAAAAGCUAAAAUAUUGAUAUGAAUACCUGUCAUUGAAAUAAGUCAUUUGUGGAAUAUUAGGUUUCUACAUUGUGUAAAAGCACUUUUCCUAUUGAGAUGCAUUACAUUGAAAAUUGUACACUGUCUCUUUAAAAACAUCAUAGUUGUGAUGAAUACAUGAAAGAGAUCUGUCAUUCAUUCAUUCAUUGCUUUGAUCAUUGAUCUCCUGAAGAAGCUGUGCUCCAAAUGUUUGGAUAUACUGGUAAAGUUACCAGGUUGUUAGCUAGCUAACCAAUGAGGUAACGUGACUAAACAAAGUCUAAACGAUGUGCGAGUAGUUUUAGAACAGCCUAUGGCAUGGUUUAUGAAUGCAAAAUGUGGUCCCGGUGAUCUGCUAUAGGAAGAUAAAAAUGCUGCUCCGCAAAUAUGGGUCAGAUCUUUUGACCUGCUUGGGUUAGAAGCAAGCAGUUUUCAGUGUAGUAAUACUUUCCGAAUGCACUGUACAUACACUACCGGUCAAAAGUUUUAGAACAACUACACAUUCAAGGGUUUUUCUUUAUUUGUACUAUUUUCUACAUUGUAGAAUAAUAGUAAAGACAUCAAAACUACGAAAUAACACAUAUGGAAUCAUGUAGUAACCAAAAAAGGGUUAUUUUACCAAGAAGGAGUGAUGAGUGCUGCAUCAGAUGACCUGGCCUCCACAAUCCCCCGACCUCAACCCAAUUGAGAUGGUUUGGGAUGAGUCGAACGGCAGAGUGAAGGAAAAGCAGCCAACAAGUGAUCAGCAUAUGUGGGAACUCCUUCAAGACUGUUGGAAAAGCAUUCCAGGUGAAGCUGGUUGAGAGAACGCCAAGAGUGUGCAAAGCUGUCAUCAAGGCAAGGGGUGGCUAUUUGAAGAAUCUCAAAUAUAAAAUAUAUUUUGAUUUAACACUUUUUUUUGUUUACUACAUGAUUCCAUAUGUUUUAUUUCAUAGUUUUGAUGUCUUCACUAUUAUUCUACAAUGUAGAAAAUAGUUUUUUAAAAAAUAAUUGAAUGAGUAGGUGUUCUAAAACUUUUGACCGGUAGUGUAUAUACAUACACUUGACCUCUGUUCAACUUUGUGAUGGAGUCAUUACCAUAGAAAUACCAGAAAGACCCCAAGACAUCUCGAUGUAAGUGCGCCAUCUACCUGAUACAUAUUGGGGCGUUUUUUUGGGGUGAAACCCCAUUGAAAAUGUGUUUUACUCCAGGAUGAGGCUUAAUCUGUGUCUGGGAAACAGGCCAAUUGACAUGCGCUAGUCAAUGACAAGAGUAUCCAAUUGCCAUAUGUAUGUUAACAUCACUAGUAUACCGUGCAAAACCCACCUCACUCAACACAUGCUCAUUAGUAUAAUUUUUUUUCUCUCCUCCUCCCUCGCUCUCUGUCUCUCUCUCUCUCUCUCUCUCAUAUCUCCUCUCUCUCUUCCCAGUUCACCUUAAGCGCCACUUCAUGUUUCGGAGCCACCUGUGCUUGGUGUUUGAGAUGCUCUCCUACAACCUGUACGACCUGCUGCGGAACACCAACUUCCGCGGCGUCUCGCUCAACCUCACACGCAAGUUUGCCCAGCAGAUGUGCACGGCUCUAUUGUUCCUGGCCACACCCGAGCUCAGCAUCAUCCACUGUGACCUGAAGCCCGAGAACAUCCUAUUGUGCAACCCCAAGAGGAGCGCCAUCAAGAUCGUGGACUUUGGCAGCUCCUGCCAGCUGGGACAGAGGGUGGGUGAAUGAGGAUGAAGUUGUUUUUCCUUGGUUCAUGUGGUGAAUUUUAGAUCUGACAGGCCACAGAUAAAGUAUUACACCAAACUGUUGUGACCCACUAUGGAUUCUGUAUUUAAUGGAUUAAUGUAUUAUUGGAUAGAUGGAUUGGUAGAGUAUGAUGUGGAAAGAAACUAAACAAAUGUUUUUCAUUCAGAUUUUUGUGGAAAAGGUUGCACAUUACAUGGCCUACCCUACACAAACUGUAGCAACCAGUUAUCCUCUUCUAACCUUGAGGGAACAACCACUGUAGCUAACAAACUUUAUUUCUGCUGAAAACCUGCCAUCUGUCUUCUUUAUAGUUGACCUCCUACAAAAGGAGAACAUAAAUUCCAUGUCCUAACAGCCGUGACCCCUUUCUCUCCCCUUAGAUCUACCAGUACAUCCAGAGUCGGUUCUACCGCUCCCCAGAGGUGUUGCUGGGCAUGCCUUACGACCUGGCCAUCGACAUGUGGUCCCUGGGCUGCAUCCUGGUGGAGAUGCACACCGGAGAGCCCCUCUUUAGUGGGGCCAACGAGGUAGGACUCAUGGAAUGAAAAGAUGCAGUCAUUAUUUAGGAUGAUAUAACUUGUCAGAUUAUGCUGUCCUGCUACAUCAUUGUGCUCAUGAGAGAGAUGUUCAGUUUUUGCCUUCGUGAAGAUUGCAGGCAUAGGGAGUGAGAACCUUAUAAUGACCAACAGAGGGAGCUGUGGGGCUUUUGAACUUUUUAGUAGUUUAGUUGUUUUAUUGUUGAUAAAUGUUAUGCUAUUUCUGUUUCAUCUAUAUUUUUUAACUCUGAGGUACAGGCAAUUUAAAACUCUGUUACAGUGCCAAAGAGCAUAAGAUGAUGUUCUCAAUUAUGGCUUCCUGAUUUUUCAGAUUGAUCAAAUGAACAAAAUAGUGGAAGUGCUGGGCGUCCCUCCCAAUUACAUAUUGGACCAGGCGCCCAAGGCCAGGAAGUUCUUUGAGAAGAUGUCUGACAGUACGUGGGGUGCAAAGAAGACCAAAGAUGGCAAAAGGGUAAGUUCAACAAAUCGCUCUGAUGUCAAUUAUGUUGUGAUGUCAUAACGCUCCUUUGCAAUAGUGAGUAUGUAUCUUCCUAAAGUCUCUGCUCUGUGUGUGUGCAGUAUAAGCCGCCGGGCACUCGGAAGCUGCACAGCAUCCUGGGUGUUGAGGCGGGGGGUCCUGGGGGGCGGCGGGCAGGCGAGUCUGGCCACACUGUAGCUGACUACUUGAAGUUCAAGGACCUGAUCCUUCGGAUGCUGGACUACGACCCCAAGAGCCGCAUCCAGCCCUACUACGCCCUGCAGCACAGCUUCUUCAAGAAGACAGCAGAUGAGGGGACCAACACGAGCAGCAGUGUGUCCACCAGCCCAGCGCUGGAGCAGUCCCAGUCCUCGGGAACCACCUCCAGCACCUCCUCCAGCUCAGGUAGGGAAAGCACCGCAGCCGCGACGCUGCUUGGAGAAGUGGGUGUUCACUUUAAGCUUUAGCAUGAUGUUAGACCCGUGUCUCUGUCCAAUCCUGGGGGAACCCCAGGGUGUUCACUUUGUUUGUUCUAGCUCAGCACACUGGGAAUCCCCCAGGAAUGGAUUUCAAACCCUGGAUCAGACAUGAUGAAAUGAUAGCAAUGAACUAACAGCUCAGGUACAGUAGUGCAGAGCCUUCAGGCAGAAUGGAACUGUCUCAAAAGUUCAACAUUAAAAUUUAAUGUCAACCUGCUUCUGUGGUCUCUUUCCUGCAGGAGGAUCGUCUGGCACAAGCACCAGUGGGCGGGCGCGCUCGGACCCCACGCAUCAGCACCGGCACAGUGGAGGUCACUUCAGCGCCUCUGUGCAGGUCAUGGACUGCGAAAAUCUCUGCCCACAGGCAAGUCACACACACAAACACACACACUAUUGCUCCUGGCCAACUUAGUCUGUAACCCAGGUUGACAACCUUUACCUCAACUCACAUUUGAGCUAGAUGAGCCCUCUCAUAGCCACAGGGGAAGUCUUGGGUUCUCUAGACGUAGGUGUUGUUCUUCAGACCGAGUUAAAUGACCUGUUAUCAGUCGUUUGAGUUACUAACUAACUGUGUUGCGGUUGUGUGUCAGGCGAGGCAGCCGUUCCCUCCCCCCGUGGGCUGGGCUGGUGGCGAAGGGGUGCAGACAGUGACGGUGGAGACCCACCCCGUCCAGGAGACCACCUUCCACGUGCCUCCCCAGGCGCCCAAAGCCAUCCACCCUUUGGCCCCCGGCAACAGCUCCUCCACCCACCACCACCAUCACCACGGACACCAUCACCAUGGACACCAUCACCCUCAUGGACAGCAGGGCCUGCCAGCACGGCCCCGGCCCCGCCUCUAUCGCUCCCCCACCAACAGCGCCUCCACGGAGAACUCCAUGGAGGUGGUGCACGGCCACCUGUCCAUGACCUCCCUGUCUUCCUCCGCCUCCUCCUCCUCCACAUCUUCCUCCUCCACCGGGGCCCAGGGCAACCAGGCCUACCAGUUGCGCCCGCUCCCCGCCAACGCAGCCUUGGACUUUGGCAGGAAUGGGAGCAUGACCAUGGGACUGGGUGCCUUCUCCAACCCCAGACAAGAGACUGGAAUGGCGGCCCACCCCACCUACCCCAUGGGCAUGAGACAGGGCAUAGACAGGGAGGAGUCACCCAUGGCAGGAGUCUGUGUACAGCAGAGUUCUGUCGCCAGUUCAUGA
This is a messenger RNA of Coregonus sp. 'balchen', 8166 nucleotides long. NCBI's taxonomy places the organism in Eukaryota, Metazoa, Chordata, Actinopteri, Salmoniformes, Salmonidae. The record is from the annotation of a GenBank genome assembly.